Molecule: messenger RNA, 696 nt
Organism: Caenorhabditis bovis
Lineage: Eukaryota; Metazoa; Nematoda; Chromadorea; Rhabditida; Rhabditidae
Source: the annotation of a GenBank genome assembly
AUGAGCAGCGGGGACGGAGUGCAUUCGACAUUUGACGCACAUCAAAUUUAUGAAAAGGCCGAAGAAUAUUGGUCCCAGGCGAGUCAAGAUGUCGAUGGGAUGCUAGGCGGAUUCGCUGAACUCCAUGAGCCGGACAUUGCUGGAUCGAAAGCAUUUCUCAAAAAUCUACGUGCCAAGAAAAUCAUUUCCUCGAAUGAUUAUGCGCUCGAUUGUGGUGCGGGAAUCGGACGAAUAACGAAGCAUUUGCUGAUUCCGCUUUACAAGAAAGUCGACAUGGUCGAUGUUGUUGAAGAAUUCAUUGCAAAAAGUGAAGAAUACAUUGGAAGCAAAAAUGGGGUUGGCAACAAGUUCGUAGAAGGCCUUCAAACAUUCGAACCUCCUUUGGGACGAUAUGAUCUCAUAUGGAUUCAAUGGGUUUCUGGAUAUCUCACAGAUUCUGAUUUGGUAUCAUUUUUCAAACGGUGUGCGGCUGGAUUGAAACCGGAUGGAUGCAUUGUGCUCAAAGAUAAUGUUGUGAAAAACGAUAAUGCUGUUUUUGAUGAUGAGGACCAUAGUUGGACAAGGACACAUCGCGAACUGCAGAAAAUAUUUGAGGAUGCCGAUUUGUCAGUGCUUUCAAAAGUAACUCAAGCCGGUUUUCCUGAUGACAUCUAUCCGGUGAAAAUGUACGCGAUGAAGCCGAAGAAAACCGAAUGA